AUGGCUCGCACGAAGCAGACGGCUCGGAAGUCGACGGGCGGCAAGGCUCCGCGGAAGCAGCUGGCGACGAAGGCGGCCCGCAAGAGCGCCCCGGCCACCGGCGGCGUGAAGAAGCCGCACCGCUACCGUCCGGGGACGGUGGCCCUGCGGGAGAUCCGGCGCUACCAGAAGUCGACGGAGCUGCUGAUCCGCAAGCUGCCCUUCCAGCGCCUGGUGCGGGAGAUCGCGCAGGACUUCAAGACGGACCUGCGCUUUCAGAGCUCGGCGGUGAUGGCGCUGCAGGAGGCCAGCGAGGCUUACCUGGUGGGGCUCUUCGAGGACACCAACCUCUGCGCCAUCCACGCCAAGAGGGUGACCAUCAUGCCCAAGGACAUCCAGCUGGCACGCCGCAUCCGCGGGGAGAGGGCCUGAGCCCAGACUCGCCUGCCUUCCCUCCUUCUGCCCCUAAUCUCUAACCCAAAGGCUCUUUUCAGGGCCAGCACCGCCUCCAGGAGGAGAGCUGGACCCACUGCACUGCCUUGCCUUGCUCUGGGCCACCGAGUGAGGCUAGCGAUAGGGGUCCUUCGCAAGAGGGGCUCCGAGGGGUUGGCCUUUGCCUUCUCCGGCUGGGAGAUCCUAACUAAACGAAUGCAGGUGUAUUUUAUGGGUGGGGUGUGGAUCACUGCUGAAACUGGACCUGGCAGCUCCUAAUGGGGCUUGUCGCGUUCUUCUAUCAAGCCCUAGAGACCGAGGCGUCUGUUCCCAUAGACUGCAGCCUUUCUCUCUUCGGGGAAGCGCUGCUCCUUUAGGACUUGUUCCCAAACUGAACAGUCCCCCCCUGAAUCAAGAGCCCAAUUCUGCCUUCCUUUUCUCCAGAUACACACACAGAGAGGCGCCCCUUGUUCGGCUUCGGCUCCUUGAAGGACCCGGGAGGCGCCCCCUUUUCUUAAUGGGGGCUCUGGGGGGGGGGUUGGCCAUUGCCUUCUGAGGCUGAGAGAGUGUGGCUUGUGAAAGGUCACUCGGCGGCUGUCCAUGCUCUCCCGAAGCCCUAGUCCCCGGAGGAGCCGAAGGACAGUCCUACUCGCCCAUAGGGAAACCUCCAUAAAGAUCCAUUUGGGCAAGCAUUCUCCUAUGGAUGUUUCUUUGCAAUGGCAAAGGUAUUGCUAAAUGUAUCUUUCCAAAGGGAAACGUAGGGCAAGUAUUAUCCUAGGUAUCCUUUUUGUUCUCCUA
Molecule: messenger RNA, 1209 nt
Organism: Sceloporus undulatus (fence lizard)
Lineage: Eukaryota; Metazoa; Chordata; Lepidosauria; Squamata; Phrynosomatidae
Product: histone H3
Exons: 1
Coding region: 1-411 (136 amino acids)
Cellular component (GO): nucleosome
Molecular function (GO): structural constituent of chromatin; DNA binding; protein heterodimerization activity
Source: RefSeq, a predicted model, not a curated record